AACGGUCUCAAAAUAAAGUAAACCGUACGUGAACGCAGCCCUGUCGCAUCACCGUGUCUUUAAAGGGCUGAAGAUUUUUUCACAACCCCAAGUCCUUAAACCCCAACGCGCAGUUUCAGUCGCCAAACCCUAAUCCUUUGAAUUUCCUCAUCUUAGUCAACAGUUUAAAUGGCAUUUUUUAACAAACUUGGGAGCCUUGCAAGGCAGAGUGUAUGUCAGAGUGGGAACGUUUCAGUGUCCCAUAUGCUUAAUUCUGUUCGCAACAUGUCGUCUUCGAGACUUUUUAUUGGAGGACUCUCAUAUGGAACUGAUGAUCGGUCUCUUAAGGAGGCAUUUGAAAGCUUUGGUGAAGUAACUGACGCAAAGGUUAUCGUUGACAGAGACACUGGGAGGUCGAAGGGCUUUGGGUUUGUCAACUUCUCAAGCACUGAUUCUGCGAGCUCUGCACUGUCAGCCAUGGAUGGCCAAGAGCUGAGUGGUCGGAAUAUUCGUGUAAGCUAUGCCCAAGAAAGACCAAGUGGCCCCCGUUCAUUUCGUGGCGAUGGAGGUUUUGGUGGCAAUUCUGGAUUCUAAGCAGUUGUUGGUUCCAUUGAUGGCCAUGUUCUCUUUAGCUAGCAACUUGUUCGCGCAAAAAUGUUAUUUGUCUGCUUUGUUUUGAUGGAUUUUACUAGACUUUUCGGAAUUACCAUUGUGCUUUCAGUGCCAAUUUGUGCACGUUAUGCUA
Messenger RNA from Tripterygium wilfordii, 724 nucleotides. RefSeq names its product glycine-rich RNA-binding protein 2, mitochondrial-like. The transcript is spliced from 5 exons. The coding region runs from base 169 to 573 and encodes 134 amino acids. NCBI's taxonomy places the organism in Eukaryota, Viridiplantae, Streptophyta, Magnoliopsida, Celastrales, Celastraceae. The record is from RefSeq and is a predicted model, not a curated record. Gene Ontology annotation, molecular function: RNA binding.